This is a messenger RNA of Rhizophagus irregularis DAOM 181602=DAOM 197198, 342 nucleotides long. RefSeq lists its product as uncharacterized. The record is from RefSeq and is a predicted model, not a curated record. NCBI's taxonomy places the organism in Eukaryota, Fungi, Glomeromycota, Glomeromycetes, Glomerales, Glomeraceae.
AUGACGGAAAAAGAAUUAUACAACAAAACAUGUGUUGUUGAAAACAUCAAACAUGUCGCUGAAGCAAGUAAAGAAUCCGUUGACAUGAAGGAUCCUUACAUAUUUUCUAAUAACUUAGCAACAAUACUUGCAAGAAAUAAAGAAGUAGUUGCCGUGAGAUUGAAAAUUUCCGAUUGCUGUGUUAGAUAUCUAUCAAGAUUUGGUGUUUGUCGUGAUAAAUAUCCAAAAGUUUUAUUACAUAUGGGCGGAUGUGUUUCAUUAAAUCCUACGUUUCUAAGGAUGGUGCUUGAUGAAGAUGUUGAAUAUAUUAACAAAAUCGAGGGAUCUGAGGAAUAUAUCUAA